CAUCUGAAUCCCGACCUAAAAUCCCACGGAAUUGAAAACGUCCAUAUCAAAAUAAUUUAAUCAGUCUAACAUAACAUCUUCUCACAUACAUACACCCACUGAAAAACUUAUUAUCUAUCUUGAAUAUCUUGUUUCUUAUUGUUUAGUGAGAUCUUUAACAAAGCGGUCCUCAGGAAGAUCAAACAACCGAAGGAGAGCAAGCACCAUAGCUUUCUUAUGUCAUACGCUUCAAGACUCGAAUAGAAUCACCCUUGCCGAUUCCAUAACACCUCAAUAGAAAGAACGCUCACUCUUCUCUUGAGGAGCUUUUGCACUCACGUGACCGAUAUUCAUGAGAUACGAGCUGCCUCUCUCGAUCAUUCGUCCUCAUCAUGGAUGACUUCUUAGAUACCACAGGAAUUGAUCUGAAUAACAAAUCAAAUCUUUCUAUUUAUAUACAAUUGAUUACCUUCAGAAAAGGCUCGGCGGAUGAAAUAGUCAUUGAUGUACGAGAAGAUUCUCAAGUCGAGACUGCUCGAUGUCUGUCCAAACGGCUGGACUUUCGAUUUCGCUAUGCAUAUGAUACUCGCAAAGCCACUAUCACUCGGAACUCAUCUCUUCAUACUUUGGAGGUAUCCGACCUGUACAAUUAUCAGACUGAUUUGCAAGGAUCGUUUUAUCAUGACUUGAUAAUUGAUACCGGAGACUCAAACAUGGAUGUGAGUAUCUCUGCAUACCAAGAUUUCUUAGCACCACUACCUGAAUUCUCGGGUGAUUUCGAUGCAUUUGCGCAAGAUAUGGGACUUUCAGAUGAGCGGUCCGCCAACAUGCAAUUGAAUGAUUUGGACCUGGACAACAACACCUUUGGUACUUCUACAAACUUUCAGAUCGAGUAUAAUGGCGACGAGAACCUGCCAGAUUGGUUUGAUCUGGUAAAUAUUGUGGACCAAGAUCACUUUGACCCAGACACCAACAUGCUGGAUGAUACUCGGCUCGACAAUAGUAUUUUUGAGAACGCACAUGAAUCAAGCGAAAGUCUUCAAUUGGUAAUAGAUACUCCGGUCACUAGCGGAAUUCAGAACUCUAUAACCGAUAUACCAGCAUGGAGAGACACACCUUCAGCUUCUGUGGCAGUACUAGACAUACCAACACCUCGACCUCUUAGUCCUGUAGAGCCAGUCCACAGUGUGCCAUCAAAGAAUUCACAGUCACAAGGAAUCGACAUUGUUGUCAAACCUAUUCUGAAUCGAAGCGACUCUAGCCUUGGCAAUACACCAUCAAGCUUUCAAGAAGGGGUUUUUAGUUCGACGCCCGGUUGUUCGAGUAUGCAAACUACCUAUGGAUCUUCACCUCAUCGUAUGGGCCCUUUGGACUCCGCCACACGUGCCAAAGCCAAUGCUGUAAAAGCUAUAGGAGCUUGUUGGCGCUGUAAGUUCUUACGAAAGCCAUGCGAUGCACAAAACUGUUGCAUUCAAUGUAAAGGGAAGCAGGGUGGACCGUGGCACAGUGUUGGAUGCAAACGUGGCGAUAUCAAAAAGAAAAUGCUCCCGAUAUCAUUGUGUUCCGAAACAGCCAUUCAAACACGGGAUGCAUCUACAUCGGAAAUAUACAAGCCAUGGCUUUCUGCGAACCAAUGUCGCAUCGAGAUAUCCAAACGUCGCAAAAAUGAUUUACGUCCCGAGAUUAUGAACGCUUCACGCCCCACGAAAGUUGGUCAAUUUCUUCAAAAUUUGGCAAGUAGUAGGCCGCUAGCCGUUGAUCUACAACGAAACAGAUCAUCCUUGUUAGCAAGAUUCAAAGAUACUGCACCAGCUGUAUUGGAGCCGCUUGAUGACUGCAUUUUGACCAUACUUUGGGGAUUUCUCAAUUGUGAAAGUGCAGAAAAAGCACUUCAUCCCUGGAUAAAAUCACACAAUGGGACCAUAGAAGAUUUUAUAUUACUUUUACAUUCUGCAGCUAUAUAUCAGGCAAGUUUUGAAAGUAAUCAACUAAUUGCUUACUCACUCACCUGUCUUCGCACUUGCGUCGAAGCUCUGCACAUCUACACAUUAGGGGGCUUCGAGAAUUCGCAUGAAGCAUGUGAAUCAUCUGUUUGUAAGGUCGAUUGCAUACGGGAUCUUGAAUUACAAAUAGAACAGUACCUGGAUGAACUAUCUCGAGUUAUCUUUCUGAAAGAAAACAUGCGAAACCGAUUCUGGUGGCUGUCAGCUUUCUACAGUCUUUGUAUUCAGGGGGUUGUUCGACAAGCAUUAGUAUUAUUAUCCUCUAAUGACCACAACGAGACAUCGAGAAUUGAGAAGUCGAGUUCUGCACAAUAUUUACACAUUGCAAUUCGGUUAUUCUCUGUGAGUUCCGGCACACACGAUCCGCUAAUUCAAGACUGGUCUUCUCAACUUGCGUUCUCAUCGGCUGGAAUCGGAGCGCCAAGUGUCGAAGAUUACCAAAAUGCUCAAUCAGCGAUCAAUCAAUCCCAGUGGAAGUUACAAGGUAUCAAUAAAUCUGGUAAUUAUCUGAAGAGGCUGUUCGAAGACAAUGGGGGUCCUCUCGCAGAACCCCACGACGAAUCUGUAAUACUCACUAUCCUACCCGAACCAUAUCUUCCCAAAGCCUUUACUUUAGAAACAUGUAGCCAACUUCGCGCCGAUUGGGAUCUAGCUCGAUGCAACUAUACGAAGAAUUUAUUACAAAUUGUCAAGGAUUAUGGACACAGCUCAAAAGCGUAUACUGAUGCGGAAGAGAAAUGGGGACUAGUGGAGGCUGAGUGGAAAAGGGUAAGCGACGAGGCUAUGACGAACACCGUUAACCAAGCGCACAACGGCCGUGAAACAUCAAAGCCCCUUCUUCCAGAGAGAUAGAGCGUUUUGAUGAGCUCCCAAGUGAGAGGGUAUCAAACUAUCUUAUGAAAGCCUCGGGAAUACUGACGUUAGAUGCGACGCUAGAUGUCGGGCAUCCUCGAAAUUGCUUCCACCUCAAAUUACCCCGCCCAAUUUCCGAUUUCAUUUCUAGCAUUCUUUGCCCACUCUCUCUGCUUUCUCAAGCGUCAAUUACGCCGCCCUCAAAGCCGAGUCUCUCUCGCUUUAGCCGAGCAAUGAUAAGACUUACUGGACGAGAUACAAUCUGAAAGAAAGAAAAGCACCUAAGUUUUCAACCCGUUGAAGUCCAAGAGAGUCUGCGAUCAACAACUUAUGAAAGUUCAAACAACCUUUUAUUCAGCACGAGGUCACCGCAGUGAGCUCCCAUUUGUGGUUAAAGUUCUAUACUUUAUUUUCAUCAAUCCAGAUGGAUGAUCUGGAAAUAUCUGAGAAGUCAACAUGUAUCUGGAGAAAUGGAAGAUCUGAAAGAAAACUCGCAGGUAGAAGGGCCAGGAGAUACGCAUCCACUACACAAAGAACGCGAGGAGUUGAUCCCAGUAUAUCCAUUAAGAUGGGUUUAAAAAGCUACUAGAGACUGGCCGAUCUGUGCUUCCUUUCGGACGUUUCCAAAUCGAUUCUUUUUGGAGGUUCAAUCCAAUGGGUGAAGGGAAGUUGAGAUAUCAGAAACUCCCAAUGUGUAGACAAAUAUGAGGAGAUAGCUGGCUUUCUCGUCUGCUGUUAUAUACGGGAGAUAUAAACAUCGGUGAUGAGGAGUAAGAUUCAAUGUUACAUGUAUGGAUG
Molecule: messenger RNA, 3632 nt
Organism: Botrytis byssoidea
Lineage: Eukaryota; Fungi; Ascomycota; Leotiomycetes; Helotiales; Sclerotiniaceae
Exons: 7
Coding region: 372-2834 (820 amino acids)
Source: RefSeq, a predicted model, not a curated record